Molecule: messenger RNA, 975 nt
Organism: Hirsutella rhossiliensis
Lineage: Eukaryota; Fungi; Ascomycota; Sordariomycetes; Hypocreales; Ophiocordycipitaceae
Exons: 3
Coding region: 1-975 (324 amino acids)
Source: RefSeq, a predicted model, not a curated record
AUGUCGGCGGCCGACGGCAUGGCGAGCCUGGUGGCGCGAGGCUCGUGCCCCGUCGCGGGCAACGGCGACCUCUACGGCCUGGGCAUCCGCAUCGGGCUCUACAUCCAGAUGAUCACGGUGCAGCUGUCGGGCCUCCUGAGCGCCUACUUCCGCGUCGAGGACCACAUCGGCCAGGGCACCAUCAUCUUCGUGCUGUCGACGCUCAUCGUCCUCGUCCGCCUCGUCGCCGCCAGCAUCGCCAGCGCCAGCGGCAACGGCACCGACCCGCCCAUCGAACCCGUCGAGGUCUUCCCCGUCCUGACGCUGCUGCUCAUCCAGGUCGGCGUCUGCCGCGUCUCGUCGCGCAACAGAAUCACCAUGCUCAUCUGGAUGGCCGAGCUCGUCGGCCUCAGCGCCCUGUACAACUACUUCUGGUGGCGCGGCAUGGAUCUGCUGCCGCGCUCGUGCCCGGACGACAAGGCCUUUUUCUUUGCAAAGGUCAGCAUUUGGGGCUGGUUCCGGAGCCUCAACAAGGCCUCGGCCGUCAUCGCCGCCCUGGGCACCGGCCUCGUUCUGAUCCUGUACUGCGGAGCCGCAAUCUACGGCCUGGUCAUCGUCGUCGUCCGGUUUCUGCAAGGACGGAGCAGCGAACUGUCGGCGGCCGACGACGCCCAGGAACAGGCCGAGGAACGCAGCCGGGCCCUCGGCACCGUCGACCUGCUCGCCAACGUGGGCGCCAUCGUCUACGUCGAGGUGGCGCUCAAGUGGAACGGCAUCACGGGCGUGCACUCGCUCGACAGCCCCGGCCAGUUCAUGCCCUUUGUCAUCGCCCUCGGCCAGCUGCUGAGCGUCUUCUACUCGGCCGGCAAGUACCUGCUUCAGCUGCACGCCGACGAGCACGCGCUGGACCAAGAAGACGGCUCGAUGCUCGAGUGCCAUCACAACGACAAGAACCGGUACGGCAGGGGGGACGACGCCGAGGACAUUAUGCUGUGA